AUGGAUUUAUUUGAUCCAGUUUAUCCAUCCUUUUUUUCGCGCAUUGACAGCACCGCAUAUUGCAGGCCAUAUGGAGCUGCUGGCACUGGGCCAAUCUUCCGAAAUCUGCCGCUUUUUGGAUUCCUUGCCGGGCUGGUGUUAUUUUUCUUCUUCUUUUAUGUCUACCAGGCACAGAGUGCGGAGCUGAAUCUGGUGCGCGAUCAAGCCGAAUUUGAGAAGGCCCAGUACUCGAAAAUCAAGGCUGACAACAUUGAUUGCAGUACGGAGCUGAGAAAAGCAAAUGAUCAAUUGCAGGCUUAUGUCCCUGAAACGGAAAGGCUGCGCAAAGAAAAAAUGUAA
Gongylonema pulchrum is the source of this 339-nucleotide messenger RNA. The record is from the annotation of a GenBank genome assembly. NCBI's taxonomy places the organism in Eukaryota, Metazoa, Nematoda, Chromadorea, Rhabditida, Gongylonematidae.